This is a messenger RNA of Eruca vesicaria subsp. sativa (arugula), 1671 nucleotides long. The record is from the annotation of a GenBank genome assembly. NCBI's taxonomy places the organism in Eukaryota, Viridiplantae, Streptophyta, Magnoliopsida, Brassicales, Brassicaceae.
AUGGGUUUCUCUUUUGUUGAGCCCUGUAAGAUGGAGAAACAAGAGUUUUCAGUGGGAGAUCCAUCCACAGAAAUGAAGACAAGUAGUGACGGUUCUGAAGAGAAGUUUGUGUGGCCAUGGGUUGGCCUUGUGGCCAACAUACCAACAGUGGUUGAGAAGUCUGGUCGGAGAGUGGGCAAAAGCGGCUCAACAUUACGUGAUGAGCUCAUCCACAAGGGGUUUAACCCAACAAGAGUCCAACCCAUCUGGAACUUCAAGGGACACUCUGGUUUCGCCUUGGUGGAGUUCACCAAAGACUUCAAAGGGUUUGAGAACGCUAUGAACUUCGAGAGGAGUUACAAAUCAGAUGGCCAUGGGAAGAAAGAUUGGGAGAAAAGUGUUCACUUGAGAGAUGAUAAGCCCUAUGGAUGGGUUUGUAGGGAGGAUGAUUACAACCGAAGUGGGAUUGUUGGCAAGAAUGUUAAGAAGAAGAGGGACUUGAAGAGUGUUUGGCAGCUUCAAGAAGAGGAGGAAAGGAAGAUGAUCCAGCUUGUUGAGAACAUGUCUCAGUCUAUUGAGAUGAAGAAGAUAAGCAAGCAAGAGCUCGAAUACAGAGUGGAUGUGACUUCUCGUGUUGUGGAGAGUGUUGAAUUGCAUAACUAUCAGCUAAACGAAACGUACAAACAAGAGGUUGAGAAGAUGCAGAAGAACUUGGAAGAGCAGUAUCAGCAGAUUCUGAUAGGACAUGAGAAAUCUAUGUCUGACCUGGAGACAGAGAGGGAGAAGCUGGAGAUUCGUGCAAGGCAGAUUUACAUAAACGAAGCUGAGAUGGAAAAAUCCAGACUUGAAAUAGAAAUGAAUCAAAAGGCUAUGUUGGAGCAGAAUGAAAUGAACAUGGAAGCUAUGAAGCUUGCAGAGAAGCACCAGGCAAGUACUUCUUUAAAAGAGAAGGAGAAGCUUCAUGAGAAGAUAAUGGAGAUGGAAGCAAAACUCAACGAAACACAAGAGCUGGAGUUGGAGAUAGAAAAGCUGAAAGGUAACACCAAUGUGAUGAAGCACAUGGCGGAUGGAGAUGCAGAUUUGAUGGAGAAGAUGGCCAAGACUCAGAUAGAGCUUGAUGCUAGAGAAGCGGCUCUACAUGAUAAGAUAAUGUCACAGACACAGAAAGAACGUAUGGCCAACGACGAGUUUCAAGAAGCUCGUAAAGAGAUGAUUCAGCAGUUCUGGAAGGAUAAGGAAGAUUUGGUAAGUGGAGAGAAGAUAAGAGUGAAGAUAAUGGGGCAGUUAAACAUGGAUCCCUUUGUGGUAGCAGUGAAGAAGAAACAUAGAUGUCCACAAGCAAGAGCAGAGAUAAAAGCUACGAUCUUAUGUUCAUUUUGGGAAACACAAAUUGGAGAUGUGCAUUGGCAUCCAUUCAAAGUAGAUGAAUCUGAUGGAAUCGCAAAGCUAGUGGUUGAUAACAAGGAUGAGAAGCUGGUGAAGCUGAAGGAUGAGUACGGUGAGGAGCUUUGCGAUGAAGUGGUGAGAACGAAAAAGGAGAUAGUGGAAUACAACGCAAGUGGUGGGUAUGUGAUUUCUGAGCUGUGGAACUUUGAGAAGGAGGAAAAGGCUACAAUGGAGGAAGCAACGGAGGUGAUGUUGAAGAUAAGGAAGAAGGUUUUGGCAACUAAGAACAAACGAGCGAGGCGUUGA